Molecule: messenger RNA, 3799 nt
Organism: Mustela erminea (ermine)
Lineage: Eukaryota; Metazoa; Chordata; Mammalia; Carnivora; Mustelidae
Gene: GRK7
Product: G protein-coupled receptor kinase 7
Exons: 4
Coding region: 1921-3582 (553 amino acids)
Biological process (GO): signal transduction; regulation of signal transduction; protein phosphorylation
Cellular component (GO): cytoplasm
Molecular function (GO): ATP binding; rhodopsin kinase activity
Source: RefSeq, a predicted model, not a curated record
UACUGGGCUAAAUAAGAAAUGGCUUUUAAGUUAGUUUCACUCGUUUUUUUCUUUACCUUUUUUAUUGUGGCUACUAGAAGACCUUAAAUUCCACGUGUGAUUUGCAUAUUUCUAUUGGGCAGUGCUGGGUGAAGUGAUGACGAGAGAUAAAGUAUUAGUCCAAGUGGAAUCAAGCAGUUCAUAGCAUGCACGGUGGCCAGUAAAAAGUAUUCUUUUUUUUCCCCAGUGAUAAGGUUAAAUAUUCAUGUGAUGACAGUUCUACCAUUUUCUCAAAGUUCUGCCCUGUUAAAUUGCCACUGUAUUCAUAAAAAACACAGGAAAAGGCAUUUCCUCCUGAAGAGCGAAAUCAGACCGAUUUUUCACUACUCAGAAAUGUGGCCCCAAGAACAAAAAAAAAGCACCAACAUUUCUUGUGUGAGAUUCAAAGCCGAUAGUAUGGCCUCUUCUGAGCAGUGGUCCCUGGUGUGGCUGAUCCAUCUCUACUAUAGGGGUGAUGGCUUACAGCUCAGCAGUGCAAAGCCAAAGGGCACCCACGAGGUCAUUACAUAAUUCUUGGGAGCGUGAGGCCAAGCGUGUAUCUUCUCUGGGGAACGGUGGGCAGGCUCUGACAGGCAGACAGAGGCGGUCAUGACGAUGUUUUGACAAGAGUGUGUGCUAGAAGUUGUUUGUUUGGAAAAAGGCUGACCGGCUUUUUUCCCCCUCCUCCUUUCUCUCUCUUUCUCUUUUUCCGUUUUAAACUCUGGCAUAAUACUGAAUGACUUUGUUUUUAAGCUGCCUUAGCCUUGCUUUGUGAAGAAAAAGCCGGAGUACUCUUUCCCUGUAGGACACAAGUGUUAUUUUUGGAGCAGAGGUUCUUAACCUGAUCUCUGUCUAAACCAAUUUCUGUUCUUUGUGAGGUCGUGGUCUGGGGCGGCUCUGAGUGAUCUCUGUGAAGGGAAGCUUCCUGGCUUCUUGAGGGGGUGUUGGCAAAGAUGUGGAGGGGCCACGCCUGAAAGCGCACUGCUCGGGGCUCUCAGCCUCUCAGCGCAGGAGGCUCCUUCACAUUCAGAUUCUGCUCAGUAGAUUGUGCCCUCAGGACCCGUUGCAACCACAGGUGGUGAAGUGGUGUUCUCUUUCUGCUUAUGUCACUUCCUGGGAAGUUUCAGGUCAAGAUGACCACCCCCUCUUCUCAUAGCCUAGUACUUGAGGUCUCAGGCUCCUGGGAACAAGGAAAGCCAUAACUGGACAAUAGCUGCAGGCUGUUCAGCAUGCAAGUGGCUGUGGGAAAGCCACCACCCACUCGAGGGCCACAACGCGAGUCCCCGAGGGCCUCUGGGAACACAUCUCAGGACUCAAAAUUUCAGAGUGUCCCCCCCCCACCCCGGAACCUACUCUGAGUCAGACUGCUAGACAAGGAAGAAAACCUCUUCUGCUUCUCACCGUUCCUCUUCCUGACUUGGCUUGGCGCUGCUAAGCACUUACAUAGCUUGAGCCUGGCAGGAGACGUGUCAAAUUAGAAACAGCUUAACAAAAUAAUGCUGUAAGCAACAAACACCAGACCACCUGAUGGGGACUCCUUUCCUUUGGAGAGUGGUAGCUGCCUAUUCAGGGAGCAGAGGCGUCUGGAAAAGGCUCCCAUGAUGAACAAGUAGCCCCCACAGGUGUGUCAGGCUGCUUUCCUCUUGAGGACAGGAGCGUGACCUGUGGUGUGCCCUUCCCUGGCCAGCUAUACAUAGCCAGCAAAGCUUCUUACCAGAGAAACCUCCUUCUGUACCCUCCACCAGUCCCACCCACAGACUAGAGGGCUCUCGCUGUAAAUCCUCUGGAAGCUACUGAACCUGGCAAGGAAACCAGCCAGCUGGCCCCCAGACCUGACUGGGUCCCCACCAACGCCUUCCAGCCUUCCUUUUCUUGUGCUGGGAGCUUACCCUGUGUUCAGUCAUGGUCGACAUGGGGGGCCUGGACAACCUGAUCGCCAACACGGCCUACCUGCAAGCCCGGAAGUCCUCAGACGGAGACAGCAGGGAGCUGCAGCGGCGGCGCCGGAGUCUGGCGCUGCCCGGGCCACAGAGCUGCACCCAGCUCCGCCAGUCCCUGCCUCAGGACUUCAACAGCCUGUGCGAGCAGCAACCCAUUGGCCGUCGCCUCUUUAGGGACUUUCUAGCCACUGUGCCCCGGUACCAAGAGGCCGUGGCCUUCCUGGAGGAGGUGCAAAGCUGGGAGCUGGCUGAAGAGGGCCCUGUCAAAGGCAGCAUGCUACAGGGGCUGCUGGCCACUUGUGGGGCUGCCCCUGCUCCAGGGCACCCACACCCCUUCCUCAGCCCAGCACUGGCUACCAAGUGCCAAGCAGCCUCCGCCGAGGAAGAACAGAUAGCCCUGGUAGCACAGGCCAAGGCCGAGGUCAUGGCCUUCUUGCAGGACCAGCCCUUUCAGGAUUUCCUGGCCAGCCCCUUCUAUGACAAGUUUCUGCAGUGGAAAGUCUUUGAAAUGCAGCCAGUGUCAGAAAAGUACUUCGAGGAGUUCCGAGUCCUGGGGAAAGGUGGAUUUGGGGAGGUAUGUGCUGUCCAGGUGAAAAACACUGGUAAGAUGUAUGCUUGCAAGAAACUGGACAAGAAGCGGCUAAAGAAGAAAAGUGGUGAGAAAAUGGCUCUUUUAGAAAAGGAAAUCUUGGAAAAAGUCAGCAGCCCUUUCAUCGUCUCUCUGGCCUAUGCCUUUGAGAGCAAGUCCCAUCUCUGCCUGGUCAUGAGCCUGAUGAACGGGGGGGACCUCAAGUUCCACAUCUACAAUGUUGGCACACGGGGCCUGGCCAUGAGCAGGGUGGUCUUCUACUCGGCCCAGAUGACCUGUGGAAUCCUGCACCUCCACUCCCUCGGCAUUGUCUACCGGGACAUGAAGCCAGAGAAUGUGCUUCUGGACGACCUUGGCAACUGCAGGCUGUCUGACCUGGGGCUGGCUGUGCAGAUCCAGGAUGGCAAGCCUGUCACACAGAGGGCUGGAACCAAUGGUUAUAUGGCUCCUGAGAUCCUAAUGGAAAAAGUGAGUUAUUCCUAUCCUGUGGACUGGUUUGCAAUGGGAUGCAGUAUUUAUGAAAUGGUUGCUGGACGAACACCAUUCAAAGAUUACAAGGAAAAAGUCAGUAAAGAGGAUUUAAAGCAAAGAACCCUGAAAGAAGAGGUCAGAUUCCAACAUGAUAACUUCACAGAGGAAGCAAAAGAUAUUUGCAGACUCUUCUUGGCUAAGAAACCAGAGCAACGUUUAGGAAGCAGAGAAAUGUCUGAUGAUCCCAGGCAACACCCUUUCUUCAAAACCAUCAAUUUUGCUCGCCUGGAAGCUGGCCUAGUUGAGCCCCCAUUUGUGCCAGACCCUUCAGUGGUUUAUGCCAAAGACAUCGAUGAAAUUGAAGAUUUCUCUGAGGUUCGGGGAAUUGAAUUUGAUGAUAAAGAUAAGAAGUUCUUCCAAAGAUUUGCAACAGGUGCUGUCCCUAUAGCAUGGCAGGAAGAGAUUAUAGAAACGGGACUGUUUGAAGAAUUGAAUGACCCCAACAGGCCUACAGAUUGUGGGGAUGGUAAUUCAUCCAAGUCUGGUGUGUGUUUGUUAUUGUAAGUUGUUCUCUCCACCAGAUGGGCAGCAGCAAUCUCAGCUGACAUAACCCCCCCAAAUGUUCCUAACACAUGAAAAUCUGUUGAUGAGGACUGAUCAGUCAGGAGGGGCAUUUCAACCACAGAACAGUUCAAAGGACAGGUGAGCUCACCGCUAGGACACCUUUUUCUCCCCUCCUCUCCCCACCCCUUCCCGCCUUUCCCCUGCUCUUCCCUCUCUC